Messenger RNA from Patiria miniata (bat star), 1813 nucleotides. RefSeq names its product homeobox protein SEBOX-like. The coding region runs from base 211 to 948 and encodes 245 amino acids. The transcript is spliced from 3 exons. NCBI's taxonomy places the organism in Eukaryota, Metazoa, Echinodermata, Asteroidea, Valvatida, Asterinidae. The record is from RefSeq and is a predicted model, not a curated record. Gene Ontology annotation, molecular function: DNA binding.
UCAAAGCACUAGACGAGAACCACGGAUAACAUCAAACAUGGCAGUGCUCAUGAAUGAGAUCCAGGAGAGCUUGCGGAUCUCAAAACGCGUCCCCCCGAAUUCGCCCAAACAGUGUCACUUCCUUCUUGCGAUCAGUUUUGAAACAGACGUGUUUUGAACAUUCUCCAGCCGUUGCACGUAUUCGCCUUGACCAUACCCAACCUCUUCAUCAUGAAUUCCACGUUUAAUGAGUUCUUUGGGUUUCAAGAUGAUGACGCCAUGGACCAAGUAUUUAGGAACCAGGAGGUAAUGGACUUCAAUACCUCUGACCUGUCAUCCGAGUCCGGCAUCGACUCUCCCUCCCCGGUCCCCGGCGAGCUACCCCCGUGCAGGUCACCCUUCCCAUUCACGCCGGAGCAGGAGACGGACUUGGAAGCCGUCUACGCAGCCAACCCGUUCCUGGGGUUCAUAGGCAGGGACAUUCUGGCCGAUGCACUCAGCGUGACAGAGGAGGAUAUCGACGUUUGGUUUAUCCAUCGACGCUUCAACGACUCCUACCUCCAACCAAGAUAUGCCUCAUCACCACGCCCACUCUCUCCAUCUCCAGAAAUGGCUCCUCCCGGAUUCCCCUCAUCAAUAACCACCACUCCCCCUGCCUCACCAUCCGCCCCGGGCGCCGAAAGCUACCUCAUGUGUCCAGCAUCGGCCACCGUCACCACGACCUACACUUCUGCGCGCAUCAACCAUCACGGACCUAGAAUUGGUUCAAGUCGGACUUACCAGCAGUUAGCAUCAUCCUGUGGCAACUCAGCUAUGACGGCGACAACGACGACAUGCCAUCGAGCUCCGGUCAUCACUUGUCGCGACACGGCUUCCCUGACCAUGCGUUCCAGGAACAACUGCCGCCGACGUCCCGUCGCUUCGGGCUGUCUGACAGGCAACACGGGUGUCAUGGCUGCACGUCGAUGAGCGGCCACUCCUUGAACAGACUUACAUAAACUUGUAUCAAGUCAAAUUCAAAUAAUUUGAAAGUUCCUCUCCAAAUCUCGAAUACCAACACUCCAUAGUAUAUAUACAUACAUACAUGUAGAUAAUUCAUUGUUUAAACUUCAAUCUUUAAGUUAUAGUAUACUUAACUUGAUGUGCAUUAUCAGGUUAAGACUAUAUUAUUUUAACUGCAUCAAAUUUCGACAUCCACAAUUUCAGGUUCCGGGGAAGGGGGGGGGGGGAUGGAGAAUUAUAACUCACACUUAGCCCUUCUGCCGCUGGUACCGGGUAAAGGCCUUCAUCGACGGUACAGUUUUUGGGAUUUGUUUUCUUCAAAUCAUAAAUUUAGCUCACGCGUAGGCCUACACCACUUGUUAAAGUUAUAAUCGAACUAAUUUGAUUAUUUUCUUGCAAUAUGUAGCUUAAUUUAAGUGUUUACUUUAUAAAUAUAUAAAUUCAUGUAAAUAAAUCACUUUACCCUCAUGACUGUUGUCCUGUUUUAACAUAGUGUAAUUUAAACUCUCUUUGAAGAGUGAAAAACCGCUCGAAAAGAAUUUUAGAGCGUUUUUUUUCCCACUGUCGGUGCCACAGUAAAAACUAAAUAUGCAAAUUUCACUCUGAGACAGAGCCAUAAUGCCCCGAGCUGUUUUAACUCAGUGAAAAGAGACGACAACAAAGGCUUUUUAUUUUACAAGAACAGUCGAACCGUACCAGUCUCUUCUGUGUUUAUAAAACAGUCGCCGAAUAAAGUUCAUCCCAACGAGAAAAAUAAAUAGGAGCAUCAACUCGGAAUUUUUGAGCUGGAUUUCAGUUUUACUUUGAACGCAUUCAAAGUUUUAAAGAUUUA